Messenger RNA from Stegostoma tigrinum, 3178 nucleotides. RefSeq lists its product as uncharacterized. Bases 1 to 3165 code for a protein of 1054 amino acids. The record is from RefSeq and is a predicted model, not a curated record. NCBI's taxonomy places the organism in Eukaryota, Metazoa, Chordata, Chondrichthyes, Orectolobiformes, Stegostomatidae. The transcript is spliced from 11 exons.
AUGCAAUCAGAAGGCGUGGGCAGUCAUCCCAUUACAGUGGCCAUCAAGCUGACUCUGCAAUCGCUGCGCCCCCCAGCGGUGGAAAUUGGACAGUCGGCUCCGCCCGAGCCCGGUGAAAGUGAAACUCGGGCCGAGCGGAAGCUGCCCGUUGGUGUGCUGUCGGGUUUACAACGAGAGAAGCGCCGGAUCGGGUCACGCACACACACACAGAGAGGGGCCAUGGGCCCGGUGAGGAGCUCGCUGCCGCCUCUGGUCCCGGUGUUAGCACUGCUGACCCUGGUACCGCACUCAGAACAAGGUGACCUAAUUGUGUCGAUGAAUUCAGGAAUUGUGAAAGCCACCGUAAAUAAAGAUGUUGUUCUGGAGUGCCGAGUUUCUGACUACAGAAGAAAAAUUGAGCUUAAAAACAUGGGCGUCCAGUGGUUCUACCAAGAAUCAGGCUCUCUAGAUGCGCAGAAACGAGAGGUUUAUCAAUUCAUUGCUGGCAAACAUAUACCAUACAGAAAAGGAGCCACAAUUAUUGACGAUUAUUUGAAGGAAGGAAUAGCUUCCCUUUUUCUUCCAAGUGUGCAAUUUUCUGAAGCGGGAGAUUACACUUGUAUUGUUUUUAUAACCCCGGACAGUGGAAGUGGAUGGUCAUCAAUGACUGUUUCAGCCCCGCCAAAGGUAAGCUUAUCUGCGACUGCAAUCACAAUUGAACAUGGUACGGAGAAAUCAGUGAAAUGUGACAGUGUUGAUUUUUAUCCUGUCUCAAUUGAGAUGGGCUGGAUACAGAAAACCAAAAACGAGGAACAAAUGCUUUCAAAACACAUCUGCACAGGAUCCCCAGUUCAACAUGAAAAUGGAACCUACAGCGUUUCCAGCCGACUGAGGUUGAGACCAACCCUUGAAGACAGUGGCAAUAUUUAUAUCUGCUAUGUGAGGCACUCAUCACUUAAUAAGGAUUUAAAACUGGAAGCCCAACUGACUGUCAAAGAGCCAGAAGUUGUUGUACCAGUAGGGAUAAUAACUGGAUGUGUAAUCCUUAGUAUAUUGGCAUGUACAGCAGUUGCAGGCAUUGGAUUUUUUGUGUAUCUGAAGUACCUUAAAAAAGUUCCUCCAAAAGUUUCCGCUAUCAGCCACCCUCCAAGAAUUAUACAUUUCCAAGAGGCUCUCAUGAAUUGUCAGAUUUCCGGAUAUAGACCUGGGAACAUUUCUAUUUGUUGGUUGCUACAAAGAAAAAACAGUAGGGAACCAAAUGUAAUUUAUUCAUGGAGCUCUACACCUCAGAGCUUACAGGAUUCUGGACCAGAUGAGCAGAAGAAACUAAUUUCAAAACAUACAUCUCAAAUUGAAGAAGAUAAAUCCUUUAAUUUUAAGGUGCCGAUUGUUAAGCUCAACAACGAUGGUAGCACCAGCGUGAAUUGUGAAGUUUCGUUCUGGCCUGAUAUAAAUACAGAUAAUCAAGCUAUCCUCCAGGUUCAAGUACACCAUUGUGCUCUCAAAAUGCCUAUAAUUAAGCAGACUUGCCUGAAAGUUGAAGGAAUUGGACCAAGAAUGACUGACCCAGUGAUACCACAGUGUAUUAUUCAUGAAGAAGUGCUUGCUGUGACCUGCCCAAUCAAUGGAUUUAAACCUAGACCGCUGGCUAUCACCUGGUACAAAGAAAAGAAUGCAGUAAAAAAAGAAAUUGGGAAACUUCAACCAGGAAAAACAGAGUUCUUUGAAAUAACAGAACCAGGGCAACAAAAGUACACCCACAGUACAACUGAGCUGAAACAUGAAGACCACACGCACACUGUUGCCAGUGUUUUGUAUUUUAUACCAACUAUUAAGGAAGAUCAUGAAGCAGCAUAUAUUUGUGAAGUAACACAUCCAGCCACAGACACACAAAUAAGUGAACGGAUUAAGCUAAAUUUAACAGCUGUCCCAAAAUGUGAUAAUAUAAAACUGUCACCAGAAACUCCGAUUGUUGAUGAACAAACAAUGGCAUCUUGCAGAAUAUACUCAUUCUUUCCAAAAAGCAUUAAAGUUAUCUGGAAAAAGGGUGAUAUUGUAUCAAAGGAAGUGAAUGCUGAUGCUGAAGCAAACUAUGGAAAGGAUGGCCUUUAUUAUUUCACAAGUCGUUUUGAAUUCAUUCCUUGUAGGGAAGAUUUGGGGAAGGCAUUAACUUGUGAAUUCCAGCAUGGAAGUAUCACUGGGUCCAGAAGAAUUGAAUGUGUACUGAAUCAGUUAGUGUCUCCACCAUUAGUAAAAUACAUAAAAAGUGAACCAGAACUCCCAGAGGUAGGAAAAGAAGCAACCAUCAUAUGUCAUGCAUAUGGCUUCUUUCCAAAGGAAACGUUGUUCAUGUGGUUCAGAAAUAAUGAGAGAGCUGAUGACGCAGGAAUCACUUUUACUGAACCUCAGAAAGAUGAGCAAACUGGCUUCUUCUACUGUGAAAGUCGAUGGAGAUUAUUAAUUAAGCCAGAAUAUCACCAGAUGGAAUUCAAAGUUGAGGUUCUACAUUUCCCAACUUCUCACAAGCCUUCAAGAUCUAGUUUCGUCCUUCAUCUUGGAGGAAUUCCAAUAGUUUCUGACAUCGUUGCAGAGCCAGAAAUUUCAUCCUAUGGAAAACGUCUUGUUCUUAAAUGCCAUGUAAAAAAUUUUUCAGGAAAUGUAUCCUCUGCCAGAUGGCUAAUGAAUAACAAGUAUGUCUCUAGUGGAGUCACAACCACAGAGCCUCAGAAGGAAGAAAGUGGCUAUUAUCAGUUAUUUUCCAGCAUGGAGUUAACGCCAACCGCUUUGGAUUAUAAUAAGGAAGUUGUAUUCGAACUGAUGCAUAAAGCCUCACCCAAUCCCAUUCAAAAGCAGCUGUGUUUGAAGCUUCCAGGUUUUCCUCCUACUCUGUCGGAAAUCAAAUGUAACCCAAUGAAACCAGAGAAAAACAAAGUAACAACUUUCACCGUUUCACUGACUGAUUAUGCACCUCAAGAAAUUGAAAUUAGGUGGUUUAAAGAAAAGGAACCCUUCAUGGGUCAGGCGGCUCAUACUAAGCCUGAAAUUGCUGAAAAUGGUCUCUUCUCAUCUCUAACAAGUAUAGAAUUUACACCAGUAGAAUCUGAUAAUGGGAUAGGAAUCAGAUGUGAGGUUUAUCACCCAGAAACACAAGAAUUUAAGGAAAAAAAUUUGUGUCUGGCAUUCUGACAUAAAUAUAAAG